Messenger RNA from Daphnia carinata, 876 nucleotides. RefSeq names its product tetratricopeptide repeat protein 9C-like. Lineage: Eukaryota; Metazoa; Arthropoda; Branchiopoda; Diplostraca; Daphniidae. Gene Ontology annotation, molecular function: protein binding. Bases 214 to 825 code for a protein of 203 amino acids. The record is from RefSeq and is a predicted model, not a curated record. The transcript has 4 exons.
ACGUUUUCCGUUCAUGACUUAUCAGACUGUUCCUAAAAAGAUACUGUGAGCUCUUCUACUUUUGAAAUUCCUGGCGGAUUUGUCAGAAAUUUCGAAAUAGGUGUAAAAAUACCGUGAACGUGCUGUUCUCGUGUGAAUUUUGGUUCUUACCAAUUUAAGUUCUGAAACAAUAAUUCUACGUUCUGGCAAUAGAACAACCACCCUAAACAGAAUAUGAAUGAAAAUUUGGAAAAUUGUUCUUCAUCUGUUUUGCCCAACUUAAGCCAAAGAGCUGAAAAAAAACUAUCUCUAGCAAAAGCCCUCAAAUUGGAGGGAAACAAUUGUUUCAGACAACAAAAUCUAAAGGAAGCUAUUCGACAUUACCACAGAGCCUUGCUGUAUGUAAAAGGUGUGGAAAACGAUGGAUCUAGUGUGUUAAGAGAGUUGGGUGCUACAUUUACCAAACCGGGUAAUGGAAAAGGCUUUGAAGAGAAAAUUGACCCUGUUGUCUUAAAGCAGAACACAGAGUUGAAGAUAGAUUGCUAUAAUAAUUUGUCUGCAUGUUUGCUGAAGAAUGAAAAACCUGAUUAUGAGAAAGUAGUGUUCUACUGCAAAGAAGUGAUGAAAUGCUCUCGUGAAAAUCCAAAAACACACUUCAGAAUGGCACUAGCACUUUUUGAACUUGGAGACUUUAAUGCAGCUUUGGAAUCUUGUAAUGAAGCACUGCGAUGUGGGCCUUCACAAGAUUCAAAGAUUACCAAUCUCAAAACAAGGUGUCUGGCACAACUCACCAAACAAAAUUGUGAAAACAAAAUUAUGUAUGAAAAGAUGCUGGGUUUCAAAUGAACAUAUUUGAGCCUAAGAUGAAAACUGAAAUAAAAGAAUGAAUGAUUCACA